Ascochyta rabiei is the source of this 2169-nucleotide messenger RNA. RefSeq lists its product as uncharacterized. Gene Ontology annotation, biological process: DNA-templated transcription; regulation of DNA-templated transcription. Lineage: Eukaryota; Fungi; Ascomycota; Dothideomycetes; Pleosporales; Didymellaceae. The coding region runs from base 1 to 2169 and encodes 722 amino acids. The record is from RefSeq and is a predicted model, not a curated record. The transcript has 2 exons. Gene Ontology annotation, molecular function: DNA binding; zinc ion binding; DNA-binding transcription factor activity, RNA polymerase II-specific.
AUGGAUGACUACGGCGACCCACGACCGCGGAAGCGCGCCAAACUAGCAUGCACAAAUUGCAAUGCACGAAGAGUCAAGUGUGAUGUGACAGAUCAGCAACCGUGUCGCAAUUGCGCCACGGCACAAGUCGUGUGCGAAACGCGUGAGUCCAAGCGCGGCAAACAUCCCCGGAAGCUGCGAGUGGAGAAUGAAAAGCGCAAUGGCAUCGUCAAAAUUGAUAACGCUAAUAACAAUGCAAAUUUGGGCAUGCUUCCUGAGCGUCAUGACGACGAUAUUGCGGCGUCGCACGUGCUCGCCUCCUUGUCGACAAAAUUCCACAGCCCAGCUGAAAACCAGACUGCGAACAAUGAAAUCGACUUCCAGUUCGCUACACCUCGGACACGUUCCGAGUCGCAGGUCGGAUUCCAACAGACUGAAACCACUCGACCAGAAGACGAUGCUGCAGUCUUUCUAGGCGAGUCCAGCUCACUCCGCUAUGUAACUGGAGAAGAGACACGGGUACCUGCGCGUGAUCGGCCACGACUACGCCACGCCGUUCCUAAUGCUGUAAAAGCGGAAGCGCUUGUCCCUGAGUGGGAGGCGGAGAGACGUCGCAAAAGGAUGGAAGCACUCCAAGCUGAAGGGGCUUUCUCCUUCCCUCCAAGCAGCGUUCGUAUUGCCCUCUUGGAGGCCUAUUUUCAGUGGUUUCAUCCACACUUUGCUAUCGUCGAUGAAGCAGACCUCUGGGAGUCUCAUCGUCAAGGUACCAUUUCACCACUCUUGUUACAAGCUAUGCUCUUUAUAGGGGUAAUUCACUGCGAAGAGCUGACUUUACGCAACCUCGGGUGGGGAAAUCGCCAUCGAGCAAGAUACAUCUUCUAUAUCCGCGCCAAAGACAUAUACGAUGCAUCUUAUGAGACAAACAAGGUCAUUGUCAUUCAGGCUGUGUUCCUGAUGAGUUUUUGGCGUGCUGGUGCGCUCCUGGAGAAAGAUGCUCGUCAUUGGCUGUCUGCUGCCAUAAGUCUAGCGCAAACCAAAGCACUGCACCGAUCUACAGGGGAAUCUGACGAGAAGUCUGCGAAGCUUAAACGGCGGUUGUGGUGGGCCAUAUACGUCCGUGAACGUCAAUGUGGUUCUGCUCUUGGCCUCCCCAAUCGUAUUCGCGACGAAGACUGCGAUGUUGAGCCUCUUUCCUCCUCAGAUUUUGAGUGGGCUUACUUGCCUACGACUUCACCUAUCGACAUGGAGCGUUACAAGGAUUACGGCGUUGGCAUGGUACAGCUUGCCGUCUUCCUCGGCAGGAUCGUUGAUGCCGGUUACUUACCAAAUCAUACACUCAAACCCGAAGAUCGUGCAACAAUCAGGGACGAGCUCUACAAAUGGAAACGGGAACUCCCUCUGGUCAUGCAAGUUUCAGCCGACACUGUUGACGACUCAAGUUUUCAGGCCAGCAUGCUGCAUCUCGCUUACAACAACCUACUACUGCUACUUUACCGGUCACAUUUUAUCAACGAUGAGGACAGCAGCGCCGACAUUGAGGGCAACAUAGCUUUGCAAGCAGCCGCUCGUAAUUCCCGUAUUGUAGAGGAUAUGUUGCCUCGAGGAAACAUUGGUCAUGCGCAGAUUCAUGUCAUCACGAACCUUUUUAACACACUCUGCAUUCAUGUUGCGCACCUUAGACGGUCUACAGGCAUCAACAGGACACUGGCUGAGCACCGUGCCAAGUUGUGUCUCUUAGGGCUACAAGAAAUGCAGAAGACGUGGGAAGUGACUAACUGGGUACUCCAAAUGUUCUUCCGAUAUAUCGACCGAUCUACUGCUGCGCGACUUGCCAUGGAAGCCGAUGACAUUGGUAUCUCCAGCGUGGCAGCGCCGAGUGGGCACGCAACACGCGACUCAACGCCCUUGACACAACACGGCCACAGAGGUGAUGCCGAUGAAGCCAACGCGCUAUCGUCACUGGAACAAACAGACAACCAUCAGCCAGAGACAGGAACAACACCAUGGUCCUGGACUACAGACGAAGCCAACCAGUACCUCUUCGCGCAAAUAGAAAAUGACUUUGCCUUUGGCGAGGGCGGCAUGCUGCAAUGGAGUCCGAGCGAGCUGCUGAACGAUACCAUGACACCCGUCUUUAGCUCCAACGGCCUCGAUCCUGUGAAUGGAAAUGGAGGCCCGCCUGGUCUGUGA